Suillus fuscotomentosus is the source of this 1098-nucleotide messenger RNA. Its product is annotated as copper fist DNA binding domain-containing protein. Gene Ontology annotation, biological process: intracellular copper ion homeostasis; positive regulation of transcription by RNA polymerase II; intracellular iron ion homeostasis. Bases 1 to 1098 code for a protein of 365 amino acids. The record is from RefSeq and is a predicted model, not a curated record. The transcript is spliced from 5 exons. NCBI's taxonomy places the organism in Eukaryota, Fungi, Basidiomycota, Agaricomycetes, Boletales, Suillaceae. Gene Ontology annotation, cellular component: nucleus. Gene Ontology annotation, molecular function: RNA polymerase II cis-regulatory region sequence-specific DNA binding; DNA-binding transcription factor activity, RNA polymerase II-specific; copper ion binding.
AUGGUCCACAUCAAUGACAAGAAGUUUGCCUGCGAGUCCUGCAUCAAGGGACAUCGAUCCUCUUCUUGUCAUCACUCUGAACGACCGUUAUUUGAAGUAAAGAAGAAAGGCCGACCGGUAUCGCAGUGUAAAACAUGCCGCGAACUGCGGAACUCAAAGCGAGUCCACUCAAAGUGCACCUGUCACCCCAGGGAGUGUCUCGCAGCGAAACGCUUCAUGCCCACGGUACCUACACUACCGAAUGGAAUAUCAGAUGCCUUGUCAGCCUCGUCUUCCUCGCAGCCUGCGAAUACAAGACAGACAGGUAAUGAUAAACAUCCACAAACUUGCUUGCACACGAUGACUUACAAGGCUCUAUCAUCUCCAAACGGUCUAGCCAUGCUCGCCAACGCGGCUGCACUAAUCCGUGGGAAUAUCGUAUCGUGUCCAAUGACCCAACGCUCCGAGAAAUCUUCUGUAUCUUCGAAGCCGUGCUGUACUAAAGACGCCCAAACAGCAGUCGUUCCCUCAGUCCGUUCUGACCUCCCCCCCGUCCAUAUUCACACACUCACGUCGUCGCCGCCUUCGUCUUCGAUGAUAGUACCUGAGUUCCCCACAAUCCCUCCAUUCAGCGCUUUUAACUCAAUCGCUGGGUCUGGGUGCACAUGCGGACUUCGGUGCGCUUGUCCAGGUUGCGUGGAGCAUCGUGGGCCUAUCCAUGCUUUGAAGGAGCACAAAGAUUGUGCUGAAGGGUGUACCCACUGCGUCGACCACUCAGCAGGCGUUGAGCUUCCAACUUUAGGGCAAGGUGCUAGUGGAAACAGCAUGAUCGACCAAUUUUUCGCGCGGGCCGCGUCCUUACCCAUUCCUCCUGUGAAUCGUAAAGUUGGGGUUGAGAUCGAUCCAACGGACAUUACAGUCUAUCCUGCCGACCUUUUUUCAAAGUCAAUCAAAGAAUACGAGGACCGAAGUGCAGUAUUCGGACUAGUGACCGUGCCGAAGCUUGCGUGUUGUGGAGGGCGGUGUGGUUGUCCAUCCGACGGCUGUGGAUGUGGACAAUCUUGUGAAGGUUGUCUUGAUGUCGAACAAGUUCACAACCGGUCAGAGUCUGUUAGCUAA